Messenger RNA from Lathyrus oleraceus (garden pea), 1063 nucleotides. RefSeq names its product protein DEHYDRATION-INDUCED 19. The transcript has 5 exons. The record is from RefSeq and is a predicted model, not a curated record. NCBI's taxonomy places the organism in Eukaryota, Viridiplantae, Streptophyta, Magnoliopsida, Fabales, Fabaceae. Bases 239 to 853 code for a protein of 204 amino acids.
GAAAACCAUCCGGUGUAAGAAACAAAACACGAGUCAGCAAAACAUCAGAAUACAAUAAAGCCAUUGGUGAUAACAGAUGACUUGACUGAUUGAAAACCAAACUCGCCUCCUCUUUUCUUUACAUUCCAAAACCACCUUUUCUCUCUCUGAUUAUCACCACCGCCAUUACCCUCAACCAAACAAAACCAUCACUUUCACUUCUCCUCUGCCUGAAGAAACAAAGAAAGAAGAUAAUAUCAUGGAUUUGGAUAUCAUGGCCAGUAUUCACUCUGUCAACCACUUCUCUACUCUUCAAUAUUCUCCUCCACUUCACUCUGAUGAAUAUCCAGUAAUCCAUUACACAGAUGUGUAUGAUGAUGAUUACCAAUCUCUUCUCAGAUGUCCUUUUUGUGAUUUUCAAAUUCAACUUCCUGGACCCUCCCAAGAGGACUAUUGCUCUGCCCUUAAAUAUCUGGUUUGUCCUGUGUGUGAACAAGAUUUAGGAAAUGAUGCAAUCGCACAAUUUACACAUUCAACCUCGCCAAAGUGGGGAUGGAAGUCUGAGAAAUCUAGCACCUGGUCCGGUAAUUCAGCAAUGUUUGGCAAGAAACCAGCUGGCAGGGGAAACAAACAAGAAUCGGUAGCCGAUCCGCUUUUGUCACCGUUCAUCUGCAACGUGCCCGUUCCUAACUCUGUUCCUAACUCUAACAGUAGCCAUCAAGGUGAAAAGUCCAGCCUCGGAAACAAGGAUAUAAACAUUCAUAGACCAAAAAGGUGCUGGACUGCUGAUGCUGAGCAGGAUCAACAAGAACAAGGGUUGAAGGCAGCUUUUGUUCAAAACUUGAUAUUAUCAACCAUAUUCGAAGAAACAUGAUCAUAGAAUUUAAUUUACAGUCGCGUAAGUCAUGGAUUAGUUACGGCUUCUUACAUAUUCAUAUAGUCCAUGUAUUAUGAUGCUGGUCCAAGAAGCACUGGGUUUUAUUGCGGUGCUUCGGUUUAGAAUGUGAAGUAGUAUAAGCAAUAGUUAUGUUGAGGCCAAACAUAUUUCAGAUCUCUAUUAAUUAAAGUGUGAUUUUUCGGUUAA